Molecule: messenger RNA, 1544 nt
Organism: Dermacentor andersoni
Lineage: Eukaryota; Metazoa; Arthropoda; Arachnida; Ixodida; Ixodidae
Product: proteasomal ubiquitin receptor ADRM1-like
Cellular component (GO): nucleus; cytoplasm; proteasome regulatory particle, lid subcomplex
Molecular function (GO): proteasome binding; endopeptidase activator activity
Source: RefSeq, a predicted model, not a curated record
CACACAUCUUACCGUGCUCACUCCUCGAGCCAGUCGCUGAGUCAUUUUGGUUGCCGGUUUCGAAGCUGUAGGGUUGUAGGAACAAAGUUCAACAUGACUAGGGGACUUCUCUUCGGUUCGACCUCGGGCAAUCAGAACCACAGCAAGUACCUUGUUGAGUUCCGGGCCGGCAGAAUGACGCGCAAGGGCAAUAUGGUCCAUCCCGACAAGCGCAAGGGAACCGUCUACGUUCACCAGAGCGAGGACUCGCUGAUGCACUUUUGCUGGAAAGACCGCACUACGGGAUCUGUGGAAGACGACCUGAUCAUCUUCCCCGACGAUGCAGAAUUCAAGAAAGUGACCCAGUGCACUACAGGCCGCGUGUACGUCCUGAAGUUCAAGUCGUCCAGUCGGAGAUGCUUUUAUUGGAUGCAGGAACCGAAGGAGGACAAAGAUGACGAGCUGGUGCGCAAGGUGAAUGAGUACCUCAACAAUCCGCCUGUGCCAGGCUCUAGCCGUGGGGCUGGAUCCAGUGGUGCUGGCGGUUCGGGCUCGCACCUGCACUCAGAGCUGCCCAACAUUGGGGAUGACGACCUCCAGAACCUGCUGAACAACAUGAGUCAGACCCAGCUUGUCCAGCUGCUUGGUGGUAUUGGGGGUGUUGGAGGAGUGGCCAACCUGACUUCUCUGCUGGGUGGAGGGCGAUCAGGAAGCCAGAGUGGCACACCGGCCAGUGCAGGUGCAGCUGCCUCCGAGGCCGUCUCGGCAACCACAGUCUCGCCUCCAUCCCAGAGCACGGCAGCAAGCUCGACUGCCGCGGCCACGGCCACCACUGACACCACUGCUGCAGCAGCUUCCACUCCUACGACGACGGCUGGCAGCUCGAGCGGUGGUGCUGCCGCAUCUGGCCCCGCCAUUCAGCUGAGCGACCUCCAAAGCAUCCUCUCUGGCAUCAAGGUCCCGCCAUCUGAGUCAACUGGGGCAGAAGCCAGCAAGGAACAAUCUGUCAAUGUGGACCUGUCGACGGCCAUUAACAUGGAGGUGCUGCAGCCUCUGCUGGACAACAAGGAGCUGAUGUCGCGCGUGGAGAAGCUGCUGCCUGCGACCAUAGAGUCUGGCAAGCAACCCGACGUAAGCGAACUCCUCCAGGACACCAUCAAAUCCCCACAGUUUCAGCAGGCACUGAGCAUGUUCAGCACAGCACUGCAGUCUGGGCAGCUGGGACCCCUGAUGCAGCAGUUUGGUAUGGAUGACAGUGUUGUUGCAGCUGCAAACUCUGGAGACAUGGCUCAAUUCGUCAAAGCCCUACAGGCGUCGAAGGCUGCAAAGGAUGCGAAGUCCCCAAAGAAGGACGAGAACGUCGACGAAGACAUGGGACUAGACUGAACAGGCCCUCUCUGCGAAUUAUUUGCUCAUGGCGAAGUUUCAGGUCACCACUGAUGGGAGACACUAACCAACCUUUUCAAAACAUCACUCCUUUCCCUUCGAGCUGUUUUUCCAUCAGACAUUUGUGUAUAAGUGCUUUACAAAUAAAGCAAAAAAGAAAAAAAUUAUGGUGACAUUCA